CCCGCUCCGCCCCCGGAGCCGCAGCCCCGCCCGCCACCGCCGUCGCCAUGUUGUGGCUCCCGCAGCCGGCGCUGGGGACGCGCGCGGCCGAGCCCGGGGCCUGCAGCCGCCGCCGCCGCCAGGUGGUGGUUGGAAACUAGACCAUGUGCCUAGGUAGAUGUUAUUCCUUUCUCCAUAGCUCUCCAUCCCCAGCAACGCUCACCACGCCCUUGUUUUGAGAACCUCUCUGAGUCAGUCCAGGAGCAGUCUGCAGACGUGUAUUUGGAAGCCACUGGACCAGAUCAUUUCUGAGGUCCCCUUCAGCUCUAACAUCCUCCCUUGCCAGCAUCCAGCCAUGGGGGAUAUGAAAACUCCAGAUUUUGAUGACCUUCUGGCUGCCUUUGACAUCCCAGACCCCACCAGCCUUGAUGCCAAGGAGGCCAUCCAGACCCCCAGUGAGGAGAAUGAAAGUCCCCUCAAACCUCCAGGCAUGUGCAUGGAUGAGAGUGUGUCCUUGACUCACUCAGGAUCAUCCUCCGACGUGCCGGCCGUGAGCGUCAUUGUCAAGAACACCAGCCGCCAGGAGCCGUUUGAAGCGGAGAAGGACCACAUUGCUCCCAGCCUCCUCCACAAUGGAUUCCGGGGCUCGGACCUGCCUCCAGAUGCCCACAACCUGGGCCACAACUGUGGGAAGUUUGAUUCCACGUUCAUGAACGGAGACAGUGCCAGGAGUUUCCCCAGCAAGCUAGAACCUUCCAAGUCAGAGCCGUUACCAACCUUUAACCAGUUCAGUCCAAUCUCCAGCCCAGAACCCGAGGAUGCCAUCAAAGAUAAUGGGUUUGGAAUGAAGCCCAAGCACUCUGACGGUUAUUUUCCACCCCCUCCUGGGUGUGGGCCUGUGGGGGGCCCAGUCCUGGAGGCUCUGGCUAAGUUUCCAGUCCCAGAGCUCCAUAUGUUUGAUCACUUCUGUAAGAAGGAGCCCAAGCCGGAGCCUCUGCCCUUGGGGAGUCAACAGGAGCGUGAGCGAGGAGGACAGAAGGCGGGGGAGCCUCCCAAGGAGCUGGACGCCAGUCGGUUCUUUGGGGAAGCUUUGGAAUUCAACAGCCACCCCAGCAACAGUAUUGGAGAGCCCAAGGGGCUUGCCCUGGAACUUGGCACCUGCUCGUCAGUCCCCCCAAGGCAGCGUCUGAAGCCAGCUCACUCCAAGCUCUCCUCUUGUGUUGCAGCCUUGGUGGCCCUGCAGGCCAAAAGGGUGGCCAGUGUCACCAAGGAGGAUCAGCCUGGCCACGCCAAGGAUCCCUCAGGGCCCACUAAAGAGGGCUCCAAAGGUAGCCCCAAAAUGCCCAAGUCACCAAAGAGCCCCCGGAGCCCUCUGGAGGCCACUAGAAAGAGUAUCAAGCCAUCAGACAGCCCUCGGAGCAUCUGCAGUGACAGCAGCAGCAAAGGCUCCCCUUCAGUGGCCGCCAGCUCCCCACCAGCAAUUCCCAAAGUCCGAAUCAAAACCAUUAAGACGUCAUCGGGGGAAAUCAAACGGACCGUCACGAGGAUCCUGCCGGACCCCGACGAUCCUAGUAAGUCCCCUGUUGGGUCGCCUCUAGGGGGUGCCGUCGCCGAGGCCCCGAGUGAGGUGCCAGAGGACGAGGUCGCUGCCUUGCCGGCAGUGGCACACUCUCCUGAGGGGGGCACGCAUUCCGGGAGCCCCCAGGGUGACAAGAAAGGGGAUGAGAGCACAGCGAAGGCCAGCGAGUCUGCAUCUCCCUGCGGUAGCUUGGGGUCCCGGGUCCCCAAGGGGGCUGCCCCCGGCUCGCAGUCCGGCAAGAAGCAGCAGCAGAGUGCGGUGCUGCAGGCCUCUGCCCCGGCCCCUGCCAGCCUCCUGCCCAAGGCCGUGCACCUGGCCAACCUGAACCUCGUCCCCCACAGUGUGGCCGCGUCCGUGACGGCCAAGUCCUCAGCACAGCGGCGGAGUCAGCCGCAGCUCCCCCAGAUGUCGGUGCCCCUGGUCCACCAGGUGAAGAAGGCUGCCCCGCUGGUGGUGGAGGUCUUCAACAAGGUCCUCCACAGCUCCAACCCCGUGCCCCUGUACGCGCCAAAUCUCAGCCCCCCCGCGGACAGCAGGAUCCACGUGCCGGCCAGUGGCUACUGCUGCCUGGAGUGCGGGGACGCGUUUGCCUUAGAGAAGAGCCUGAGCCAGCACUACGGCCGGCGGAGCGUCCACAUUGAGGUGCUGUGCACGCUGUGCUCACAGACGCUGCUCUUCUUCAACAAGUGCAGCCUGCUGCGGCACGCCCGCGACCACAAGAGCAAGGGGCUGGUCAUGCAGUGCUCACAGCUGCUCGUCAAGCCCAUCUCCGCGGACCAGAUGUUUGCGGCCGCCCCCGCCAGCACCCCGGCCCCCGCCGCCCCGGCGCCGCCAGCCUCCCCCAAACCUGGCCUCCCCCCGGGCGCUGCCAGCCCGACCCUCCCAGCUUUGCCGCUCUACCCGGACCCCGUGAGGCUCAUCCGGCACGGAGUCAAGUGUCUCGAAUGUCACAGGCAGAUACGCGACUACAUGGCUAUGGCCGCCCAUUUCCAGAGGACGACGGAGGAGAGCGAGGGGCUGACUUGCCAGGUGUGCCAGAUGCUGCUGCCCAACCAGUGCAGCUUCUGCGCCCACCAGCGGAUCCACGCCCACAAGUCCCCCUACUGCUGCCCGGAGUGUGGGGCCCUCUGCCGCUCUGCCUACUUCCAGACCCACGUGAAGGAGAAUUGCUUGCACUAUGCCCGCAAGGUGGGCUACAGGUGCGUGCACUGUGGGGUCGUCCACCUGACCUUGGCCUUGCUGAAAAGCCACAUCCAGGAGCGACACUGCCAGGUUUUCCACAAGUGUGCGUUCUGCCCCAUGGCCUUCAAGACUGCCAGCAGCACCGCGGACCACAGCGCCGCCCAGCACCCCACCCAGCCUCACAGACCCUCCCAGCUCAUUUAUAAGUGCUCCUGUGAAAUGAUCUUCAACAAGAAGAGGCACAUUCAGCAGCAUUUUUACCAGAACGCCAGCAAGACGCAGGUGGGCGUCUUCAAGUGCCCUGAGUGCCCACUUCUGUUCCUGCAGAAGCCAGAGUUGAUGCAGCACGUCAAGAGCACCCACGGUGUUCCCCGAAACGUGGACGAGCUGUCAAGCCUCCAGUCUUCAUCGGACAUGUCCUCAAGCCGCCCCGGCUCUCGAGUUCCCACCGAGCCCCCAGCCACGACCGUGGCUGCUCGGGGCAGCUCCCUGCCUUCGAGCCGCUGGGGCAGGCCUGAGGCCCAUCGCAGGGCUGAGGCCAGGCCCCGGCUGAGGAACACUGGCUGGACGUGCCAGGAGUGCCAGGAGUGGGUUCCUGAUCGGGAGAAUUAUGUGUCCCACAUGAAGAAGAGCCACGGUCGGGCGUUGAAGCGGUACCCGUGUCGGCAGUGCGAGCAGUCCUUCCACACCCCGAACAGCCUGCGCAAACACAUCCGCAACAACCACGACACAGUGAAGAAAGUCUAUACUUGUGGGUACUGCGCAGAGGACAGCCCGAGCUUUCCUCGGCCCUCCCUCCUGGAGAGCCACAUCAGCCUUAUGCAUGGUAUCAGAAACCCUGAUUUGAGCCAGACGUCCAAAGUCAGACCUUCGGGUGGACAUUCCCCUCAGGUGAGCCAUCUGAAAAGACCAGGCAGCGGAGCCGGGGACGCUCCGGGCACCAGCAAUGGCGCGCCCGUCUCUUCCACCAAAAGGCACAAGUCCCUGUUCCAGUGUGCGAAAUGUAGCUUUGCCACAGACUCGGGGCUCGAGUUCCAGAGCCACAUACCUCAGCACCAGGCGGACAGCUCCACGGCUCAGUGUCUCCUCUGCGGCCUGUGCUACACCUCGGCCAGCUCCCUCAGCCGCCACCUCUUCAUCGUCCACAAGGUGAGAGACCAGGAGGAGGAGGAGGCGGCGGAGCCUGAGGAGGGCUCCGGGGAGGAGGUGUCCAUGGAGACCAGAGAGAACGGACUGGAAGAAUGUGCCGGAGAGCCUUUGCUGGGCGACCCAGAGGCGAGAUCGCGAGGCCCAGCUUCCGAGGAGGACGGUGCCCCAGAUGCUCAGAGUCCAGCACAGGCCUCUCAGGACCAGGACAGCCCCGCUCCGUCCCCUCAGGUGUGACCGGAGGCUCUGCGGUGCGUGCGGUCGGGGUGCUGCCCCAGCGCGCCCCGUCUGCCAUGUGGACAGUGGGGGAGAGAAGGCUCUGCCCCAGUGUGAGUGUGGCCGGCUGUGCCCUGGAGCCGUGUCUGCCCCGAGCUGCGGGGGGCUGGGCGUCUCCAGCCCCGGGAAAUGUGCAGUCACCCAGGACCCUCCCAGCUCCGAAUCUGCUUCUGUUAUUUAUGGCUUUGUGCUGCUUCUUGGUACCCCAACCCUUGUCUGUGUCCUUCCAACCCCAGGCUGCUUAUGUGGCCCAGCCCCAACGCUGUCAACUCGGCUUGAAACCCCUCAGCACUGUGCUCUUCUGGGAGGCUCCUGCGUGCUGCCUUCAGCCGGGGCUCUGGUCGGAGCGCUCCUCCCUGCCUGCAGAGCCUGAGAAGGGGGAUGCGGGUGCUGGCCGCCCCCCUUGGAGAGCUUGCCCAGGCUGGCUCGGUGAGGGCCCUCGAUCGUUGCCCUUCCUUCCUGCCUUCUCUGAUUCUUUCCCCUCCAAAGUCGUCCUGGAGAAUGAAUUGUCACUGGCUCCUCCCGUCUGUGUGGGUGGGAGGAAGUUCCGCAGCGUGCCUGUUUGGAACUCGGGAGAGCAGGUGGCGUGGCCAAGGCGGGCAGACCCUGUUGGAGGGAGCUGUGCGUCCUGGCUCUGCCGCGGUUCUGCCCUUCCUGACCUGCGGGGUUGGGGGCACACAGACGUUGGAAUAUUUGUACUCUUGCUCCUGUGCCAUUAGAGAGGCUGCCGCCCCAGGCAGGCCAGCCCCUCCUCCUCUCGGCUACACUCAUGUUGCUCAGACUAUAUUUCAAAUAAAAAAUCUUCUUACCA
Molecule: messenger RNA, 4973 nt
Organism: Mustela lutreola (European mink)
Lineage: Eukaryota; Metazoa; Chordata; Mammalia; Carnivora; Mustelidae
Gene: ZNF592
Product: zinc finger protein 592
Exons: 11
Coding region: 335-4123 (1262 amino acids)
Source: RefSeq, a predicted model, not a curated record